Ananas comosus (pineapple) is the source of this 1229-nucleotide messenger RNA. Its product is annotated as GDSL esterase/lipase At5g45910-like. The coding region runs from base 228 to 1214 and encodes 328 amino acids. The record is from RefSeq and is a predicted model, not a curated record. Lineage: Eukaryota; Viridiplantae; Streptophyta; Magnoliopsida; Poales; Bromeliaceae. The transcript is spliced from 4 exons. Gene Ontology annotation, molecular function: hydrolase activity, acting on ester bonds.
GAAAGGAAGGGAAAGGAAAGGAAAGGAAGGAAAGCCACGGUACUGCUGAUAAUCUAAGCUCUGAAAAAGGGAGAGGGAGAAGGGAGAAGGGAGAAGGGAGACGGAGAAGGUAAAUUAUCCGACCACACCACACCACACCACACCACACCACAUCUCCUUUUUCCCUUCCCCUUUCCUGCUCCUCCUCCUCCUCUUGCUCCCGACCACCACCACCACCACCGCUCACCAUGAACCUCUCCAUCUCCUUCCUCCUCCUCCUUCUCGUGCUCCAUAAUGGCUUCUUCUGGGCAUCCGCGUCCUCUUCCCAAGGCUACUCGGCGAUCUUCAACUUCGGCGACUCCCUGGCGGACGCCGGCAACCUCUGCGCGGACGGCAUCCCGCCUUUCCUCGCCACCGCCCGCCUUCCCUACGGCAUGACCUUCUUCGGCUUCCCCACCGGCCGCUGCUCCGACGGCCGCCUCCUCGUCGACUUCCUCGCCCAGGAGUUCGGGCUGCCGCUGCCGCCGCCGUCGAAGGCGCACAACGCGUCGUUCGUCCGCGGCGCCAACUUCGCCAUCACCGGCGCCACCGCCCUCAACACCAGCUUCUUCGAGGCCCGCGGCCUCGGCAAGACCGUCUGGAACUCCGGAUCGCUCCACACGCAGAUCCAGUGGUUCCAGGACAUCAAGCCCUCCCUCUGCGCCUCCCCGGAAGAUUGUAAGAUUUUCCUCAGUAAAUCCCUCUUCGUCGUCGGAGAGUUUGGGGGAAACGACUACAACGCCCCUCUCUUCGCCGGGAAGGACGUAAAGGAGGCGCACACGAUCAUCCCCCACGUCAUCGAAUCCAUUUCGACCGGGAUUGAGAAAUUGAUCGCGGAGGGCGCGGUGGAUCUGGUCGUUCCUGGGGUUCUGCCCAUGGGCUGUUUCCCUGUCUACCUGACGAUUACCAAGAACCCUAAAGGCGGUUAUGGAUCGCGCAGCGGGUGCAUUAGGAAGUUCAAUACGCUGUCGUGGAUUCACAACGCGAUGCUCCGGCGGGCCGUCGAGAAGCUCAGGAUCAAGUACCCUGCGGUGAAGAUCGUCUAUGCCGAUUACUAUGCUCCGGUCAUUCAAUUCGUGCUCCACCCUGAAAAGUUUGGUGAGUCUUUCUUUCUUUCUCUGCGCACGCCCAAUCAUCACUCCGUAUCAAUGAUUCGUCAUGAAAAUCUAGAUUCUGGUCCUUUUCGUUUUUUAUAGUUGAUUGCAUUGUGA